Anoplophora glabripennis (Asian longhorned beetle) is the source of this 1692-nucleotide messenger RNA. RefSeq names its product ras-related protein Rab-35 (gene Rab35). Gene Ontology annotation, biological process: endocytic recycling. The record is from RefSeq and is a predicted model, not a curated record. The coding region runs from base 167 to 772 and encodes 201 amino acids. The transcript has 4 exons. Gene Ontology annotation, cellular component: plasma membrane; endosome membrane. Gene Ontology annotation, molecular function: GTPase activity; GTP binding. NCBI's taxonomy places the organism in Eukaryota, Metazoa, Arthropoda, Insecta, Coleoptera, Cerambycidae.
AAAUGUUUACGUCAUUACUUGUGUUAUUAAUCGAGAGUGAAGUUUGACAAGGCGAUCUGUUGAAAGUCUUGUUUUUAAAAAACUAGUUGACAUUUUAUAAUAGAAAAACCUAUUAAUGCUUCGGAAAAGUAGUCGGAGAACCUAGGAAACAGACCAACGAAAGAAAAUGGCCAGGGAUUAUGACCAUUUAUUUAAACUGCUCAUAAUAGGUGACAGUGGAGUCGGGAAGAGCUCUUUGCUGUUGAGGUUCGCCGACAACACCUUUUCCGGGAGCUACAUCACCACCAUAGGGGUGGAUUUCAAGAUAAAGACUGUCACUUUGAAUGGGCAAAAGGUUAAGUUACAGAUAUGGGAUACCGCGGGACAGGAAAGAUUUAGGACUAUUACCAGCACAUACUAUAGGGGGACACACGGAGUCAUCGUUGUCUAUGACGUUACGAAUGGGGAGAGUUUCGCCAACGUGAAGCGAUGGCUGCACGAAAUCGAGCAAAAUUGCGAUCUAGUAAAUAAAGUACUGGUCGGCAACAAGAAUGACACCCCGGAACGUAAAGUGGUGCUGACGGAGGAUGCCCAGCGUUUCGCCGCCACGAUGAACAUCCAGCUGUUCGAGACGUCUGCCAAAGACAAUAUAAACGUGGAAGAAAUGUUCAUGUCGAUCACGCGGCUGGUCCUGGAUUCCAAAUUAGAACUGAAGCGGCAAAACGUGACACAGAACGAAACGGUUAAUCUAAGGAAGUCGAAUAAGUCCGGGAAGAAGAGCAAAUGCUGUUAACCCGUAGUAAAUGUUGAAAGAUCGAUUCGAGUGUCUGUGGACGCGAGUGUUUUUAAUUUAGGGAUAGCGUACCUCUCGUCUUCUGUUCUUACCCGCAUUGUGAAGUACGCCUCUUCAGACGGAGGCCUGUAAUUUUUAUUUGGAUUCGUUAAGUGCUUGUAUAUAACCGAGAUAUGUAAAUAUGAUAUUUUUAGUUUAGAUUAAAGGGAGAUUGUUUCGCCUUCUGCCAAUUCUUACUUGUAGAGAGUGGUUACCCAAAUCGUUAACUUGUAAAUUUAUUGGAGGGUGCGACGAGGAGAUUAGUUGAUAAAAUGUAAUUUCCAUUCACGGGGCGCCGUCCCCCAAGACCAGUUUUAGUGAUUCCUCAAUUUGUAGUCCAGCAUUUUUAGCGUGAUUUGGAAGAUAGCCGGUAUAAAUGUAUUUUGUACAAAAUAUAAAUAAAAAAAAAGAAAGUAAUUUGGUGUUAGUAAAAAUUUUACAGUUUUCUAGUGAGUGUUCAUCCAUGUCGGCUUGUCCUCAUUCCGCGGGAACAGAUUCGCUUCGAGCUGUAAAUAGAUUCGUGCAGUCUUCGUCCUGAAUCAAAUCUAGACUCGGAUCCGUUGUCUAUUUAAUUAUAUUCCUUUUACUUGUACAAGAGAUAUUCAAUAAAUGAUAUUUUUCCAUACAUUUUAUAACGCAUAUCAUAAUUUUAUAGAUGGUAUAAUUAAUGACAAUAUUUAAAAAAUAUAUUUAUUAAAUGGUGCAUUUACUAUUUUAUUUACCGCAAGUGUUAAUGUGUAAUUUGUUUAUUAUUAAAUAAAAUGAAUAUUUGUUGUGAAAACGUUGCUUUUCAUUACACAAUCGGUAAUACGGCUUCUUUUAAGUUAACGAAAGUGUUUAUUUUGUUCCAUUUCAAUAUCUCUUAACAUCAGAAAUAAAAG